AUAUACGAAAAAACAAGAAAGAUAGAGAAAAAAGCCAGAGAUUGAUGUAAUGUUUAUGUUUUCAAAUUUGGCGCUUAGUUACACCACCAUGACACAUCAGCUGUGCUUGAACUCAACAACAAAAAUAAGGCAAUAAUCAGAGUGACACCAGACAUAGGCAUGGAAGAACCAGUGGAGCAGAAGAAGGAGCAGAAGGAGGAGGAGGAGGAGGAGGUAGUAGAGUGCAGCAACAAGUCAUCCUCCUUUAGGCCAGACACUCCUGAUAGUGAUGAUAGUGACGACUCCUUCCACACCACAUCCGGAGAGGACCCCACAGACCCAUUAAGGUUAGCGGAGCAGCAGGAGCAGGAGGAGGAGGAGGAGGAGGGGGAGGAGAGCCCCUGCUUCACACCAGAACCUGACCCACCCUCUGCUGAGAAGGACAAGGAGGAGGAGGAGGAGGACGAGAGGAAGGAUGCAGCCAAGAAGAAGAACGAGGAGGAGGAGGAGGACGAGGAAUGCUUUGUGGAUGAGGAGCAUUUGAAGGACUUGGAGCUGAGCAUGACAGAGGAGGAGAGGACUGCAAGGAGAGAAGAGAGUCUGCAGCACAAGGAGAGUGGCAACACAAGUUUCAGAGAAGGAAACUUGCAGCAGGCAGUGAUGUCCUACACGGCAGGCCUCAGAAUAUGUCCACUGGCCUUCCCCAAAGACCGUGCUGUGCUCUACGCCAACAGGGCUGCGGCAAGGGCAAAGCUGGACCAGAAGAAGCAAGCCAUCAGGGACUGCAGCCAGGCCAUCGAACUGGACGAGAGCUACACCAAGGCAGUGCUGCGUCGUGCCACUCUCAGCCAGGAGACAGACCAGCUGGAUGAUGCUCUGAGGGACUUCAAACGUGUCUUGGAGCUGCAGCCCUCCAACCAGCAGGCACAGGAGGCCGUCAGGAGGUUGCCGGACAUGAUCACGGAGAGGAAUGAGAAGCUGAAGGAGGAGAUGAUGGGCAAACUCAAGGACCUAGGCAACAUGUUCCUGCGGCCAUUUGGACUCUCCACAUCAAACUUCGAGCUGAAGCAAGACCCGAACUCCGGCGGCUACAACAUAAACUUUAAGCAGAACCCAGACAACAGUCACUAGCGCCCCUGUGAUGCUGUCUUGUGCUGUCUCAGGCGUUAGAUAGGAGAUGUGUGGUGUGUGAGAUGUAACGCCACACUUCCACACAGUUGUGAUGCUCUCCUGGCAUUUAUUUCAACCUGGUGGUCUAAAUAGUGCACUUGCAUUCAUUGUUCUGUGCGCUACAGUGUCUGUGUACAUUUUGCUUCUGUGUAUUUCUAUGACUUCAAGAAAUCCAUUGCUCAUCAAACACUUUCCGUUGCGUAACUUGUAAAGUGAAGAUGUGGUGGUGUGGUGGCCAGAGUGCUUGCCUCCUGAAUGACAGAUCUUAGGUGUGACUCAGCUAGUAGAGUUACCAGACUAUUUCUCAAGCUUCUUGUGGCCUCAUUCACCUGGAAGCAGAGACACAAGCUUUCUUGGCCUGCUGUGUUGACAAAGUGUGCAGCUGUUUCAGUGGGCAGUCACCAUGUCAUCACCAGCCGUAAUAUGCAGCAUCAUUUGCCCUGAAUAGCAAGUGAUGAGACAGCCAUUUGGUUUGCCUUCGUGAUGCUCCAAGAAGUCUCCUCAGCUCUCUUCAAGGCAUCAUUAUUACACUAUUCUCUGUUGGGGGAUGAUGACAGCAGUUUGAUUUUGUCUUUUUGAUGUUCCAAGAAGUCAUUCACUCUGUCCCUGAGUUACCUCCAAGUGGAAAUGAAGGUAGUUUGAUUUGCCUUGAUGUAUUAAGCUACUUCAUCAUUCCUGAGACAUUUAUUAGCAUUGUCAACCUUGCUAUGUAUUAUCUCUUACUUCCAAGCAGAGACGAAGGCUGCAGUGUGAUUUGCCUUAAUGAAUCAGGUCGACAACUCUUCACAGGACUCUUACCUUGCUGUGUAUUAACACCUACCAGAAUCCUGUCACUUGGUAAUGAAGGGGAUUUAACAUUACUCUCUUCAUUGUAUCAGCAUGUGCACUUGGAUAUGGUGUCUAGCCUCACCAGUGCCAGUUUUGUUCAGUUCAGCAGCAGGGGAGGUGAUGAGUGCAUGAAGCUGUUGAGUGCUGUACAUGAUUAUAACUUGUGAAUAUGUUACGUAUGUACUUAGCCUUGAUGCAAAUGUGUGUGUGAUUUAUAUAUCUUCAAACAGAAAGCCA
Molecule: messenger RNA, 2214 nt
Organism: Scylla paramamosain (green mud crab)
Lineage: Eukaryota; Metazoa; Arthropoda; Malacostraca; Decapoda; Portunidae
Gene: Ttc1
Product: tetratricopeptide repeat protein 1-like
Exons: 7
Coding region: 160-1110 (316 amino acids)
Molecular function (GO): protein binding
Source: RefSeq, a predicted model, not a curated record